AUGAAUCUCAUAUAUUUGUAUUUCUUAUUUUUAAUUAUUAUUGUUUGUUAUGCUGGUCCUAUUGAAGAUAUAUCAGCUAUGCCUGAUUUAAGUUUAUUUUAUCAACAAUUAAUUCGUCAACAAGAUUUACAAGGAUUAUUACAAGAUAUUUAUCCAUCUCAACAACCAAGUACUAUUGGUGAUUUUACUAUAUUUGCUCCUAAUAAUGAUGCAAUGACACGUAUUAAUCGAAGAAAUGAAGAUCCAAAUUUAUUAUGGAAAUAUCAUAUUGUACCUGGUCGUUAUGAUGAUCAAACAAUAUUUAAUAUGGCACAAGAAAAAUUUAAUCAAAUUCAUCCAAGUCAAAUAAACAAUGUUCGACCACAAAAUAAUUUACCAACUAUGGCAUUACCAUUUCAAGUAUUCUAUGGUGUUGGUUUUUAUGGUGGAAUAGGUCCAUACAUAAAUGUAAAUCCUGAUAAUACUGGCUAUAAUUCAGCUGGUAUACCUUGGUUACCACGAACACCAAAUACAACAAAAACAUUUGAUAAUGUUGCUCCACUUAAUCCAUAUCUUGUGAAUAUGAAUAAUUACAAUCCAAAUCAACCUACACAAACAUAUGUUGUUGCACAAGGUAGUUUAUCAUCGAGUAAUCCAAAUUUAUUUCCACAAAAUCUAACAAAUUAUUAUACUAAUGUAUUUAAUCCAAAUGUGAAUACACAAUUUCUUCAAAAUAUUAAUCCACCACCAGCAAAUUUUAAUCCUAAUAUACAACAACAACCAGGAUUUAUGCCUGUGGGUUCUGGUGGUAUGGGCAUACAACGUCCUACAAUUAAUAAUGCAUUUAUAUUACAAUCACGUUUAAUGAGUCGUGGUAUAAUAAAUGUUAUUGAUAAUAUAUUAUGGCCACCUGAAAGACGUGAUCAAAUACAAUAUAAAACUGCUUAUGAUGCUCUUGAAGAUAGUCAAUUUUCACGUCUACGAUUAUUAGCUGAUCGUAGUGAUUAUUUUCGAUCUGAAUUACGUUCACCUCAUCAUCAAACAUGGUUUUUACCAAAUGAUCAAGCAUUUGCUAAUUUAGGUGCAAAUGCACAAUUUCUAUUCGAACAAUCUAUUAUAAAUAAUACAAAUGAUGUUAAUGAUUUUAUUAAAUCACAUAUUAUACCCAUAGUACUUUAUCCAACUGUAAUGGAUGCAAGUAAACAAUUUAGUACAUUAAUUCGUGGUAAAUGGGUAACAUUUCGUAAAAUUAUACAAACAGAUCAAACAUUUCAAGUUGAUGUUAUUUCAAAUCGACAAGUUGCACGUAUAUUAGCUUCACGUACAGAAGAUAUUAGAAUCUAUGGUAAUGGUGUUGUUUAUCCAAUUUCAACAUUUCUUAGUGGUAUAGCUCGAUCAGCUGCUGAUGAACUUGCACGAAGUUACCAAUAUUUUAUGGCUCUUAUUCAACAAUCGGGCGAUACAGAAUUAGUUAAUUUAUUACAAGGUAAUACAGCUGGCCUAGGUAAUACAGGUCCAAAUAUGCUUAAUCCGCAAAAUUUACUUACAAUAACUGUACUUAUACCACAACAAAUAGCUGUACAACAAUUGGGAAAUUCUCAAGAUCUUAGUAUGAAUUUACGUCGACAUAUUAUACGUUUUCCUGUUUAUACCGAUCAAUUAACGACUAUGUCAAAUCCAUUUGUUCAACAACAACAACCAUUUAUUCAACCAGGAUUUUUACCACCACAAUUUCAACGCUCUCCUUCUUCUAGUUCAAACAAAAAAUUACCACAACGUCAUCGCCGUCGACGUCGACAAGUAAAUAUGCCAACAAAUAUAAAUUUUCAACAACAACAACAAAUUCGACCUUCUCAAUCUAUGUCACCUACACAACAACAAAUUUUUCCUAUGCAACAACAACAAAACCUACCUAUUCAACAACAAAUGGUACCUGCUCAACAACAACAAAUUUAUCCUAUUCAACAACAACAACAAAAUUUACCUAUUCAACAACAACAACAGCAACCAACUUUUUCUAGGCAACAGCAGCAACAAAACUUACCUAUUCAACAACAACAAACAUUUCCUGGACAACAACAACAACAACAACCAAAUCUACCUAUUCAACAACAAAUGUUACCUACUCAACAACAGCAAGGUUAUCCUAUGCAACAACAACAACAAAAUUUACCUAGACAACAACAAAUGUUACCUUCUCAACAACAACAAAUGUUACCUUCUCAACAACAACAAAUGUUACCUUCUCAACAACAACAAAGUUAUCCUAUGCAACAACAACAACAAAAUUUACCUAGGCAACAACAACAAAUGUUACCUUCUCAACAACAACAAAUAUUACCUUCUCAACAACAACAAAUGUUACCUUCUCAGCAACAACAAAUAUUACCUUCUCAACAACAACAGAGUUAUCCUAUGCAACAACAACAACAAAAUUUACCUAGGCAACAACAACAAAUGUUACCUUCUCAACAACAACAAAUGUCACCUACUCAACAAUUGCUACCAACGCAAAAACAACAACAACAACAACAACAAGUAUCAUCCAAACAACAAAUGUUACCUGACCCGCAAAUGUUUCCCAAUCAGCCAUUUUUACCAAAUCCAGAACAACAAAUGUUGCCUUCUCAACCAUUUUUUCCAACACAACAACAGCAAAUGCUACCUAAUCAACCGUUGCUACCAACACAGCAACAGCAAAUGUUACCUAAUCAACCGUUGCUACCAACACAGCAGCAACAAAUGUUGCCCACUCAACAAUUUUUACCGAAUCAACAACAAUUUGAUCCAAAUCUUAAUCCUAGUUUUAAUCCAAUGCCAAUAUAUCCAACUUCAGCUAUUUUUCAAGAUGGACAAAUUUAUCCUACUAUGGAUCCACAAUUUUCUAUUCAAGCACAAAUUUCUUCUGGACCGAAUGGAAAUGUGGUAACACUGAUUGGUCGACCAGAAAAUUCAUUACCAUUCGCAGCUACGGUUCUUAAUACUGAAUCGAAUAUACCAAUUAAAAAUGGUGUUAUGCAUGUUAUUCGAGGUAUUCUAUCUGGUACAGCUAUUCCAUUAGAUACAGUUCUUUCAACAAUGCAAGGAGCUAGUUCAUUUACUCAAUUACUUCAACAAACAGGUGUUAUUGAUCAAUUAAAACAAUCAGGACGUCCUUAUACACUAUUUAUCCCAACAAAUACUGCUCUACAAUCAAUUGGUGUAUCAACAAAUACAAAUCAAAUAAGACAAUUUGUUCUUCGUCAUGUAUGUGCUGAUGUUCUUUUGGAUCCUAUGGCUAAUAUAUUACGUCGUUCAGGGGGUUAUUAUAGUCGUAGUCAAAUGCCACGAGCUCAACAACAACAGCGACAACAGCAACAACAACAACAACAACAACAACGACGAACUCGUCGAAAACGACAAGAUUGGGCUGAUGUAUGGAGAAAUGGAACGAUGACAAUAGGUGGACCACCUGUGAAAGCACCCGAUCUCGGUCCAGGUUACUUUCAACCACAAGAACAAGUUUUUGGUGGAUAUCCAGCUGCUCCAUCACCAUUUGGUUCUUAUAAUCAAUUAUAUAAUCCAUCAUAUGUUAUGACUGGUUAUGCUAAUCCAAAUUCUGAAUAUUAUCCAUUUAGUAAUGGAAGUAAUACGGGUGCUAAUGGUUUUCAUUAUGACAAUUUUGGUGUUCCUAUUGGAAAACCAAUGUCUGAUGCUACUUGGAAUAGUACAUUUGGUGCUUUUUAUAAUCCACAAUUAAAUGUUGUACCAAUGACGGGAUCAUCUGGUAUUGAUCCAAGUUAUUAUACAGGUACAGGUGGAUUUUAUAGUGGUUCAACUUAUGCUGCUGGACCACAAUCAUGUACGGCUAUGACAGGUGAACGUAUUACAGUUCAACCAUUACCUGGUAAUCAAUUAGCAGGUGGUAAUGAAGCUAUGAAUUAUCAAAAUUUUAUGGUAACAUGUUGUAGUGAUCAAUCUGUUAAUGCUAUGGUUCAAUCAUUCAAUAUAUAUCCUCCAAGUUUUGCUGUUUAUUUAAUUGGUCGUUCAUUAUUAUCUUACGGUCAAACAAUCAAUAAUAUGUUUAAUCAUGCAAACAUAAUUGUUCCUUAUCAAUCCACUGUAUUCAUCUUAUUUACUUUAUUAAUAAUUAUAAAAUAUCUUUAA
This is a messenger RNA of Rotaria sp. Silwood1, 4125 nucleotides long. Lineage: Eukaryota; Metazoa; Rotifera; Eurotatoria; Philodinida; Philodinidae. The record is from the annotation of a GenBank genome assembly.